AUGAGUGUGCCGGUCCUGAAGGUGGGUUUGGUGCUCAGUACGAUGGCCAUGCUGACCAACUGGAUCUCUCAGAACCUUCCCUCACUGGUGGGACUCGACCAGACGGUGGCACGACCCGGAAACUCGGAGAAGAUCGUCAGUGUGGCGUAUCCGAGGCAGGGUGAGGGUUGGCAGGUUUUCGGUUCAGAUGUCGAGGGGAGGUGCGUCUGUACUCUCAUUGCGCCCCCGCAGAACCAGUGCCAGAAAGACUCACGACACGGGCGCUUGGGCCAACUCACCGAGCGUGUCCAGAAUGUGUCACAGUUGUUGGACAUGUUGGAUUUGCGAACAUCUCAAGAUCUACAGCACCUCAGGGUCUCAGAGAGGAAAGUCAUUGGGGUGGAAGUAAGAGUGAAAACUGCACUCAGUAACCCUCACACUGUCACUGAGAGAGACCUGGAGGACCUGCAGCGGAGUGUGUCGGAGUGUGUUCCUCUGCGCAGUGCGGCCUCUCGCUUCAGGUCCGACGUGCAGAAGCUGGACUGGCUGAAGAAGGAGGCCGAGAGCCUGAUCACGUCCAUCACACAGGAGCAGAGACACCCUCACAUCAGCUUCUUCCAACUCCUGCACAGAGAGACGCUGCUGCAGAGCCGCCUACAGACCUGCAGCAGCACCCUGGGUUGUGGGAAGCUGACGGGAAUCAGUACCCCAAUCACCAUCCGGUCUUUAGGGUCCCGUUUUGGCUCCUGGAUGAUGGACAGCAUGAUUUCCAGCUCUGAUGAACGAGUGUGGUCGAUGGAGGGCUACUAUAAGGGCAAGCGAGUGUUCGAGUACAGCUCACUGAGCGACUUCUCCAAAGGACAGAACUUCGUGGUGCACCAGCUUCCUCAUCCAUGGGCAGGUACGGGUCAUGUGGUCUAUAACGGCUCCCUGUACUACAACAAACAUCAGACCAACGUUAUCGUGAGAUACAACCUGCUCUCUCGCAGCGUGCUAACGCAGAAUAGUCUCUCUGAGGCCGCCUACAACAACACCUUCCCUUAUUCCUGGGGAGGAUCGUCCGAUAUCGACCUCAUGGCCGACGAGAACGGCCUCUGGGCGGUCUACACCACCCUGGCUCACGGAGGGAACGUGGUGCUGGGCCGCCUGGACCCCAUCACGCUGGAACUGGUGCGCUCGUGGGACACCGGCCUGCCCAAACGUAGCGCCGGGGAGGCGUUCGUCGUCUGCGGCUCGCUCUACGUCACCGACUCGCACCUGCACGGAGCCAAGAUCCACUUCGUCUACCACACGGACUCGGAGACGUACGAGUACAUUCGCAUCCCCUUCCACAACCACUACUCACACAUCUCCAUGAUGGAUUAUAACCCCAGGGAGAAGGUGCUGUACGCGUGGAACAACGGCCAUCAGGUCAUCUACAACGUGACCCUGCUGCAGGAGGUCACCAGCUUUACAGACGUCUAGAGGGAACGGUGGAGGGAUGGAUGAACAGACUUAUAGGCAGUGAAGGCUCAGCAGAUAAGAUACUGAACUGCAGAUUAGAAGGUUGCAGGUUCAAACCCCAGUACUUCAAAUGUAAAUAUGAAUGGAUGAAUUUAAAAUAAAUCCAAGACUGUGGAACAGGCGUCCCCUGGACAUUAGGUCCACACCUUCCAUUACUGUGUAUAACAUCUGUACGUACUUCCACUGGUGUUACGUGUAUGAUGGAUUGAUCUGCUGUCUGCAUGUUAUUAAUAAAUAUUAAUACUAUUUAUGGUUUAAUGCUGAAGAUAUUCAGUAUAGCAGCACUUGGAGGUAAACCUUGGAAGUUCGGGGGUAAGAAAUAAAACUUG
Trichomycterus rosablanca is the source of this 1811-nucleotide messenger RNA. RefSeq names its product olfactomedin 2b (gene olfm2b). The record is from RefSeq and is a predicted model, not a curated record. The coding region runs from base 1 to 1443 and encodes 480 amino acids. Lineage: Eukaryota; Metazoa; Chordata; Actinopteri; Siluriformes; Trichomycteridae. The transcript has 7 exons. Gene Ontology annotation, biological process: signal transduction.